AUGGGGGUAACGUGCAUUGAGACCGCCGGGGGCAUCAAGUGUGACCCCUGCCCCGAGGGCAUGGAGGUUAAUGGUACCCACUGCACACAUGUGGAUGAGUGUGUCGUGAAGCCCUGCCACAUGGGUGUGCGCUGCAUCAACACCUCUCCAGGGUUCCGCUGUGGCCCCUGUCCCACUGGCUACACUGGCCCCCGGGUGCAGGGAAUAGGCCUCUCCUACGCCACUAACAACAAACAGACGAUCCUGCUUGUGAAGAAGCCAGAUGUGGAGGUCCUGGGUUGGCGUGGUUACACGAGCUCUGCGGUUGUGAGGCCGGUUGGACAUACCUCCAAAUUCUCUAAUACGACAUUGGAGGGCUCGUUUAAGUGUGGCUCCUGUAAGGCAGGCUAUGUGGGGGAUCAGCGCAAGGGCUGUAAGCCUGAGAGAGCGUGUGGUAAUGGCCAGCUCAACCCCUGCCAUGCCAGCGGAGAGUGCAUUGUCCAACGAGAUGGGAAAAUAGAGUGUCAGUGUGGGGUGGGAUGGGCUGGCAAUGGCUACUUCUGCAGCUCUGACAUUGACAUUGAUGGCUUCCCUGAUGAGAAACUGGAAUGCACCGAGAGGAACUGUGCCAAGGAUAACUGUCUAACAGUACCCAACUCUGGCCAAGAGGAUGUAGACAAGGAUGGCAAAGGAGACGCCUGUGAUGAGGAUGCAGAUGGCGAUGGAAUCCUAAAUACACAGGACAACUGUGUGCUGGUACCAAAUGUCAACCAAAGAAAUGUGGACGAAGACGACUUUGGAGACGCCUGUGACAACUGCCGUAUGAUUAAAAACAACGACCAGAAAGACACUGAUGUUGAUAGACUGGGUGACGAAUGUGACGAAGACAUUGAUGGCGACAGAAUCCCCAAUAAUCUGGACAACUGCAAAAGGGUUCCCAAUGCUAACCAGAAGGAUCGAGAUGGGGACAAAGUCGGAGAUGCUUGUGACAGUUGCCCCUAUGUUCAAAACCCUGACCAGUUGGAUAUGGACAACGAUUUGAUCGGAGACCCUUGUGACACCAAUAAGGACAGUGAUGGUGACGGUCACCAGGACUCUCAGGACAACUGCCCUGCAGUCAUCAACAGCUCCCAGCUGGACACGGACAAGGACGGCCUGGGGGACGAGUGUGACGAUGACGAUGAUGAUGAUGGUAUUCCUGACUUUCUGCCCCCGGGACCGGACAACUGUCGCCUCAUUCCCAACCCUCUGCAGGAGGACUCUGACGGUGAUGGUGUUGGGAAUGUAUGUGAGAACGACUUUGACAACAACACCAUCAUCGACAGCAUCGAUGUGUGCCCGGAGAACGCUGAGGUCACUCUCACAGACUUCAGGGCAUACCAGACAGUGGUGCUGGACCCAGAGGGAGACGCACAGAUAGACCCUAACUGGGUGGUGCUCGAUCAGGGAAGAGAGAUUGUCCAAACUAUGAACAGUGACCCUGGACUGGCUGUUGGUUACACAGCUUUCAACGGUGUUGACUUCGAAGGGACUUUCCAUGUGAAUACCAUAACGGACGACGACUAUGCAGGGUUCAUCUUUGGCUACCAGGACUCUUCCUCCUUCUACGUGGUGAUGUGGAAACAGAUUGAGCAAAUCUAUUGGCAGGCCAAUCCAUUCAGAGCUGUGGCAGAACCAGGGAUCCAACUGAAGGCUGUGAAGUCCAACACGGGACCAGGGGAGAAUCUACGUAACUCCCUGUGGCACACUGGCGACACCAGUGACCAGGUGAAGCUGCUGUGGAAAGACGUCCGCAACGUGGGCUGGAAGGACAAGACUUCCUACCGCUGGUUCUUGCAACACAGGCCCCAAGAUGGCUACAUCAGAGUGCGUUUCUUUGAGGGUCCUCAGAUAGUGGCAGACACAGGUAUCAUCAUAGACACCACCAUGAGAGGAGGCAGACUGGGUGUCUUCUGCUUCUCCCAGGAGAACAUAAUCUGGGCUAACCUACGCUAUCGCUGCAAUGAUACAACCCUCGAGGACUUUGACUCAUACCAAGUCCAACCCGUUCAGCUACAGUUCUAAUACAGCAUGCACAAACCUCUGCCCAAAGGAAGACUGGGAGGACAUUCCAUCUACACCCCCACAUUCUGGAACGCAUGGCUCCCAGCUGAACAGUGCAUGGUUGUGUCUGUAAUGGCACCCUAUCUCCUAUAUAGUGCACUACUUUUGAUUAAAGGCUAUAUAGGGCCCGAUUUGGACUUAAGAAAUUAUGCCUUUCUUAUGCACACCUUUCAUACACACUGAAUAGUUAGUAUUCAGACGUACCUUAUGAAGGAACGUAAAGGGCUUUGCAGGCAUGCUUCCCUUGUCAUUCAAUAGAAUUUUCAGUGCAUUUAUCUUAAGCCAUCUCUUUAAAUAUGGUGUAACUUCUAGUUAGUAUUUUGUUGACAGACUCAAUAGAAUAUAUUGAAUAUUAGUGAUCAAUGAAAGAAAGCCAUCUAAAUAUAUGCAUAUCAUUCUCUGUUUCAGCACCACUUGGUAGAUUCAAAAUACUCUGAUCUUGUAGAUUAUUUAGGGCUAGGAAAGUAUUUAUGAAAUCAUAAAAAACAGGUUUGGAGAGCCUUUACGCGGAAAAGAAAACAGUGGUUUGAUUCAUUCAGAAAAUUGCCACAUUGUUAUUUAACCCAUGGUAAUGUUGGAAGAGUAGUGUACAUUGAAUUAUAAUAGGGAGAAUAGUGUACAAUAGUAGACUAUACCCUCGUCUGUUGCAUGCACUCGCCAUGGUACUGUGUGAUGACAGCCAAGUAUUGUGCCAUGCGUAGGCUUCAAACUGUUAAUGCCUGGUCUGCACUCCACUCCAUAACGAUUUAAUUAGCCUAACUGUUGCUAAUGAUCCUCAGCAACAACCACAUGGCCAUGACAGCGUUUACAGAGGAAACAAAUGCAGGUAAACAAAACAAUGUAAUUAAAUGGAAUGAUAAUGUAUGCUAUACCAACUGAAGGGAACUAACAGUAAACUGGCAGUUGAAUAUGUGUGUUAUUAAGCCUACUGACGGUCGAUACGGAUAGUGGCUAAUAUUUAACAUGAUAGAAAUAGGAAACAGAAAGUCGUGGUAGCCUAUAAUUAAGACAUCCGAGUGCCCAGCUAUGAGUUAAAAGGCUGUGCAAUUUAAAUUCUGCAUAAUAGCACAGCCUUUCAUGAACUUUACUUUGGGAAAGUUGAUAUACUUCAGUUUGAAGCCAUAUAUGACUGGUUUCACAUUUGUCUCCAGCAAUUGGAAGGUAAAAUAUAUCUAAAACAAGUGUAAUUUAUAGUUUCCUUAUCCAGACAGAUUACACAUUUAACUAGCGCUUAUCAAGUUGUAGAUGACAGAAAUAACACCACACCAACACCAAAUAAAGUAAUGC
Messenger RNA from Oncorhynchus masou masou (cherry salmon), 3369 nucleotides. Its product is annotated as thrombospondin-4-like. Gene Ontology annotation, molecular function: calcium ion binding. The transcript is spliced from 16 exons. Lineage: Eukaryota; Metazoa; Chordata; Actinopteri; Salmoniformes; Salmonidae. Bases 1 to 2043 code for a protein of 680 amino acids. The record is from RefSeq and is a predicted model, not a curated record. Gene Ontology annotation, cellular component: extracellular region. Gene Ontology annotation, biological process: cell adhesion.